Messenger RNA from Pyricularia pennisetigena, 810 nucleotides. RefSeq lists its product as uncharacterized. The transcript has a single exon. The record is from RefSeq and is a predicted model, not a curated record. NCBI's taxonomy places the organism in Eukaryota, Fungi, Ascomycota, Sordariomycetes, Magnaporthales, Pyriculariaceae. Gene Ontology annotation, cellular component: EKC/KEOPS complex; nucleus; cytosol. Gene Ontology annotation, molecular function: ATP binding; protein serine/threonine kinase activity. Gene Ontology annotation, biological process: protein phosphorylation. Bases 1 to 810 code for a protein of 269 amino acids.
AUGGCGGGGUCGCAAACCAAAUGUCCUGACCCCUCAUCCUACCCCUUCCCCUUGCCAGCGAUCCUUACCCACCCCGCCAGCGCGCCACCAACACUCAUUACACAAGGCGCCGAGGGCCGCCUGUACAAGACAACAUACCUGCGGCCGGAUUUGCCGUGCGCUCUCAAGCACCGGCCGUCGAAACCAUAUCGGCAUCCGAUCCUGGAUGCCCGCCUGACGCGCCAGCGCAUCCUCGCCGAGGCGCGCAUCCUGUCCAAGUGCAGGCGCGAUGGCACUGCCGCUGGCGUGCCGGCUGUGUAUGCGCUGGACGAGGCGGCGGGAUGGUUGAUGCUGGAGUGGAUAGAAGGGGUUCCGGUGCGCGUGAGCAUCAACGAGUGGCUGAAGCGGAGGUCAAGGUUGGGGACCUCGACCGCGAUACAGGAAGACGAGCAACUCGUCAAGCUGAUGAGGAAGAUGGGUGCCGCAGUGGCGGCUAUACAUCGCGUUGGCGUAGUGCACGGUGACUUGACCACAAGCAACAUGAUGCUCCGUCCUCCACUGAACCAGGGCGAGGUGGCCGAGGAUAGGCUUCUCGAUGGCGACGUGGUUGUGAUCGACUUUGGUCUGGCGAGCCAGAGCGUUUCAGACGAGGAUAGAGCCGUGGACCUUUAUGUUUUGGAGCGAGCAUUUGGAAGCACGCACCCCAAGGCUGAGGCUGUCUUUGAGCAAGUCCUCGAGGGAUACAAGGAGGGCUUCAAACAAGCAACGCCAGUGCUGAGGAAACUGGAAGACGUGCGGAUGAGGGGACGCAAGAGAAGCAUGAUUGGAUGA